CAGCCGCUGCGUUCCCAGAGUGCUUAGCGUUGCGUUUCGCCGCGCCGUCGGCAGGGGGCGGCUCGCCGCCGUCGGGUGGGCGCGCCCCGGACAUGGACGCAGAUGAUACAGGAAAUCGACUUCGAUUCCAGUUGGAGCUGGAGUUUGUUCAAUGUCUGGCAAAUCCAAAUUACCUCAACUUUCUUGCACAAAGAGGCUACUUCAAAGAUAAAGCUUUUGUAAAUUAUCUUAAAUAUUUACUUUAUUGGAAAGAACCUGAAUAUGCAAAAUACCUGAAGUAUCCUCAAUGUCUGCAUAUGCUAGAGCUGCUCCAGUAUGAACAUUUCCGCAAAGAGCUGGUCAAUGCUCAGUGUGCCAAAUUUAUUGAUGAGCAACAGAUCCUCCACUGGCAGCACUAUUCCCGGAAAAGGAUGCGCCUCCAGCAGGCACUGGCUGAGCAGCAGCAACAAAACAACACCUCUGUAAAAUGAAAAGCACAUGGAGUAGUGAUGAUAAGGUGUACUUUGUAUUAGUAUUUACAGGAGAUGAAUGAACCCUUGUGCAAGUUUG
Molecule: messenger RNA, 549 nt
Organism: Vidua macroura (Pin-tailed whydah)
Lineage: Eukaryota; Metazoa; Chordata; Aves; Passeriformes; Viduidae
Gene: MED31
Product: mediator complex subunit 31
Exons: 4
Coding region: 93-470 (125 amino acids)
Biological process (GO): regulation of transcription by RNA polymerase II
Cellular component (GO): mediator complex; core mediator complex
Molecular function (GO): transcription coregulator activity
Source: RefSeq, a predicted model, not a curated record